UACGAUUCUGAGACUCUUCUCUCUCGCGACGCCGAAACCCUAGCCUGUGGUUUCUUCGAAAGAUUUUGCUUGAAAAAUCUCCCGCGGUUCCUUCAAAGAUUUUUCUAAACUUUUUCUGGAUCUCGAAACCCUUUUUUGCGAAAUCGAUUUUGCGAUAGUUUUUAAAAACUUUUUUUGUUAAACGCGUUAAGUUUUCGAUUCGAUCCGAUCUGAGGAUGUCAAGGUGUUUUCCUUACCCUCCACCCGGCUAUACGGUUAGAAGGAGCGAUGAAGAAGCAGCCUUGAUCGAAUCGAUUAAGCUCCAAAAGGAGAGGGAGAAAGCCCUACAGCUCCAAAAGGAAAGGGAGAAAGCCCUAAAGCUCCGAAAGGAGAGGGAGAAAGCUGAAAGGAAGGAAGAGAAGAAGAGGGAGAAGAAAGAGAAGAAAGAGAGGAAGAAAGAAAGGAAAGAGAAGGAAAAGCAAAACUUAAGUGAUUCUGCUCAGAGAGAUAAGUCCCACAAAAAGGACAAUUCUGAGUUUAAAGAUGGAUGCAUAGAUAAGAAGAGAUCUUCUGACUCUGAAACAUUAGAAAAGAGCAAUCUCACUGUGGAAUAUGGACAAGCUGUUUGCUCACAGAACCCCAACAACUCAUCUGAUAGCACUCAGAACAGCAACAAAAGGAAAAGGCAUUCUUCACCACCAAAUGUCACCCGCUCUCAUGGGAAUGUUAUCAGGAUUCGUUUGCCCUCACAGAAGCAUAUGGACUGUGAUUCUUCAUCUCAGAAUCAACAGAUUUGUUCAACUUCUGGCAGGACAGAUUUGCCAGUCCAGCGUAAAUGUGAAACUGCUUCCAGUGCUGGUGCAGAUAACAUUUGUAGUACUUCACAGCAAACUCAAAAUGCUGUUGAGAAGAGCGUAUCUGCUGCUUCACGCCCUAAAAGAGUGGAGAAGCCUAUGCAUAAAGAUGCAUUGCAGUUCAGAAAUUUGAUAGAGAACUGGGUUCCCUCAAGUUCAAAUGAUCUUGGCGAUGAUGAUCAAGAUUGGUUAUUCAAGAGAAGAAAGCAUGAUAAUACUAAUGCAGCAAAGAAGCCUAUAGCCAGCAGCACUAUGCUGUGUGGUAGCUCUGCAUUGUUGUUGCCCCGUGCUCAGUAUUUGCAGGAUGCAGACAUCUUUGCUUUGCCCUUCACCAUUCCUUUUUGAAUAUGCACGCUGUAUACUGAUAUUAGGUGUUGAUGCUGCUUCAGAUUUUGUAGCCCAUUGCCUGUGGCAGCUCGAAUUCAUGUUUAGAAGUGGUAGCAUUUAAACAUCCCACAGAUAGAAAGAGGGUGCAUUCUUUACAUUUUACCCAGUAUGGGGUGAUUGCCAGGGGAAGAACAAGAGAUGUUCUCGUGAACUGGUCAUUAUGAUGUGUAAAAGAUGUGCACUCUUUAACAAUAGUGAAUUUCAUUUCAAACUUGGGUUUC
Messenger RNA from Ipomoea triloba (trilobed morning glory), 1441 nucleotides. Its product is annotated as kinesin-related protein 12-like. NCBI's taxonomy places the organism in Eukaryota, Viridiplantae, Streptophyta, Magnoliopsida, Solanales, Convolvulaceae. The record is from RefSeq and is a predicted model, not a curated record. The coding region runs from base 216 to 1178 and encodes 320 amino acids. The transcript has 3 exons.